Messenger RNA from Zalophus californianus (California sea lion), 2180 nucleotides. It is a transcript of the gene SIAH3, whose product is annotated as siah E3 ubiquitin protein ligase family member 3. The transcript is spliced from 3 exons. Gene Ontology annotation, biological process: multicellular organism development; proteasome-mediated ubiquitin-dependent protein catabolic process. Bases 435 to 1142 code for a protein of 235 amino acids. Gene Ontology annotation, molecular function: ubiquitin protein ligase activity; ubiquitin conjugating enzyme binding. The record is from RefSeq and is a predicted model, not a curated record. Lineage: Eukaryota; Metazoa; Chordata; Mammalia; Carnivora; Otariidae. Gene Ontology annotation, cellular component: cytoplasm.
CUCUGCGUUUGUGCCUUCAGGUCAAUGCCCUUUCCCCCGAAACAGCCCAAAUCCGGGAUCUGGCAAGGCCGCUCCACCUCCCAGCUCAGACCGAUGGGGAGGCGAAUGAAGAGCCCUUGGCUAGGGCUGCUGGGAAAGAGAGGAAGACGGUGCCGGGGGUGGCGGUGGCGCAGAUGAGCUCCCCAAACGGGAAACUCGGAGCCACCUUGGCUCUGUUUGAAAAUAAAGGAUGGACUCACUGGGAGUUGCUUUCCUGCCCUCCUCACUGUGCGCAGGGCUGAGUGACCGCGAGGAGCGCGCGUCCGCAGCAGGAGCGCCGGAACCGUCUCCGUGAGCCUGGGUCUGUCAUUCCGACCCACCGCUGCUCUUGGAGCCAGAAGCCGUGCAGAGAAGUCCCCAUCUCCACCCAUCCUGAAACUUGCCCCUCAUGACUUAUGCAUGACUUCAUUAGCGGCAGCCGAGUAAGCACAUGGUAUGUGUCCAGCUGCCGCGCGGUCACUCAGAGCGCACCAGAGCAAGGCAACUUCCCCCCUCACCACCUCACCCACCACCACCGCCAUCACCGCCCCCACCCGCACCUCCGCCACCACGCUCGCCCGCACCACCUCCACCACCAGGAGGCGGGGCUGCACACCGCCCAGGUGACACCCUGCAUGUGCCCCCUGUUCUCCUGCCAGUGGGAAGGCCACCUGGAGGUGGUAGUACCCCACCUGCGGCAGAUGCACAGGGUCGACAUCCUUCAGGGAGCAGAGAUCGUCUUCCUGGCCACGGACAUGCACCUCCCCGCACCAGCCGACUGGAUCAUCAUGCACUCCUGCCUGGGCCACCACUUUCUGCUGGUGCUUAGGAAACAGGAGAGGCAUGAAGGGCACCCCCAGUUCUUUGCCACCAUGAUGCUGAUCGGGACCCCCACCCAGGCCGACUGCUUCACCUACCGCCUGGAGCUCAACAGAAACCAUCGGCGUCUCAAAUGGGAGGCCACGCCCCGGUCUGUUCUCGAGUGCGUGGACUCCGUGAUCACCGACGGGGACUGCCUCGUCCUCAACACCUCGCUGGCCCAGCUCUUCUCCGACAACGGCAGCCUGGCCAUCGGCAUCGCCAUCACUGCUACGGAGGUCUGCUCCUCAGAAGCUGAGAUGUGAAGCCAGAGGCCACCGGACGUUGGGGCGCAGCCACCCCGCACCCAGACGCUCUGCCUGUGUCCCUGGGAAUCUCCGAAUGCCAGGACCCCAGGCUUCUUUUUAUUCUUCUCCCUCCUUCCCUCGUUCCCUUCUUCCCGCCUUCCUUCCUUUCUUUUUUUGUCUCAGGUACUUUGUGGUAUUUAGCAUUUGUCCGCCAUGGGCAUUAUAGUAGGUAAACAGCCUGUGAUUCAAGAUCUUGGUGUGAUGCUUGUCCUGAUUUUGUCGGUAUAGCUUUAUAGAGCAUUUGUAAUCUGAUUCGGUCCGAAUGGUGAUUUCCUGCACCCCCAGUGCCCUUUUCCACUGCUUCCCACAUGGGCAAAAGGCACCGAGACCAUGAAGCGGACUGUUGGGGUUGAAAGGAGAUUUAGUGUCCAAAUCAUUUCUUCCUUCUCUCUUCAGUCUAUUUCAGACCGAGCGAACUCUGAAAUGUGUGAGGACAGCAGGUUGGGGAAGGGGACCUGGCCAGCUCAGAGUCAUGUUUCAGACCAACCAGACACAACUCUGACACCUUCCCAGGAACUUUAGGGUCAGAGCUAAGCUGCCUGGACAUGAGGAGAUGGCCAGGGCGUGAGGCUGGAGGUGGCAUCACAUCAUGAGGCUGCCAGGGUGACCUCUGUUGGCAGGCUGCUGUGGGCUUGCCAUCAGCCUGGGCAGUCCCUUCCUGUUCUGGAGUCAAAGUCCUCAUGUUUAUGGUGCUCUCUUGAAAACCUCUUUGCCCUCUGUCAAGUAAGCAGGAGAAAAGAACAAGCAGGAUGCAGGGAAGAGAAGCCACUGAGAAAAAGAUAAAAUUAAUCUCCCACCUCUGGGAGGGCGUUCUCUCCUCAGUUUUAUUAUCAAAUUGUAAAAUCCAUCAAUCCUUUCACUGGGGCGGAACUCUUUUGUGUCAUGCGAAGAACCCACUUUACUCUUGAUAGUCUGUAAACCAGAACCACAACUCAGCAUCAAACGCAAGGAAUUGGGAGGGUGUGCCCAGGACCUCUGACCUCUGGAGGUCAGAGG